Phycomyces blakesleeanus NRRL 1555(-) is the source of this 2829-nucleotide messenger RNA. RefSeq names its product glycosyltransferase family 39 protein. Lineage: Eukaryota; Fungi; Mucoromycota; Mucoromycetes; Mucorales; Phycomycetaceae. Bases 1 to 2829 code for a protein of 942 amino acids. Gene Ontology annotation, biological process: protein O-linked glycosylation. The record is from RefSeq and is a predicted model, not a curated record. The transcript has 12 exons. Gene Ontology annotation, molecular function: mannosyltransferase activity. Gene Ontology annotation, cellular component: membrane.
AUGUUCUCGCUACGUUACAGACGAGCAGCAUCAAAGUCGGAUAAAAAUCACAAUGAUCACAAUUCUCCUAUCCCACUCUACCAGUAUGGUCAUGAAGACAUGCAAGACGAUUACGAUUCCAAAUUAAAGAAGCAACAUGCUAAUAUGGACAACCAGACCGGGUUUACUGUACAAGACUACAUUCAACUAGUCAUGGUUACCAUAUUAGCUGCCUCUGUUCGGGUAUGGACCUUGAAUCCCACACAACCAAUUAGUUUGAGCGAACUCGAGAUCGUGAACCAAAUUGAUUGGUAUAUCCAAAGCAAGUUUUUCAUUGGCACUUCUCCCCCACUCGCUGGUCUACUCUACACAAAACUUGCCCAGUUGGCUGGAUACACUGGAAAUGCGAAUUUGUUAUUUGAUGGACAAUCCUUUGGAGAUUUCCCAGCACAGCCAUUGAGAACCUUCGCUAGCAUACUCGGUGUUAUGAUGAUCCCAAUGGGAUACACAACAAUUAGAUUAUUGGGUCACUCACAACUCGCAGCUAUACUGGUAGCAGGGCUUUUGGCAAUUGAGAAUGGAAUGGUAACUCAGUCACAGUUCUUCUCAUCCGAGGGUCUUGUUUAUGCAUUGACUGCUGCAUCUAUGCUUUCAUGGGCAUAUGUCUACAAGAUCCAACAAAGAGAUUCUACAAAAACUUCUUGGACUUGGCAAUCUCUGACAGGCCUACUUAUUGGCUGUGCAAUGAGUACAAAAUGGCAGGGAAUUUGUGGAUUUGUCAUCAUAUGGGCAGCUACAGUCAGGGAUACAUGGAAGAUGCUGUCAGAGAAGAACAAAGCAAUGUCUCAGAUUCUUCGCCAUUUGUCUUCUCGCGUAGUAUCUAUUGGUGCCUUGCCUGUUGCUGUUUAUCUUGGUGUUUUUUACAUACACUUUCAAUUAGUUCCCAAUGCUGGAGACCAUGAUCUAUUGAUCAGUUCAAAGCUAAAAUAUUCACUUGAAGGAAAUCAUUUUAAAGGAACAUAUCAAGAAAUUCCAUAUGGAUCCAGAGUUGUAUUGAAGCAUGUUGGUACGGCAGGCGGUUAUUUAAAUUCCCACAAUGCUCGUUAUGCUACCGGAAGUACUCAACAAAUUGUGUCUCUUUAUCCAUUUACCGACAUCAACAAUAUUUGGAUAAUUCAAAAGGGAACUGAACUGUGGAACAGCUCGCAGCCUUUUGAGACCGUGAAAACCAACGACCACAUUCGCUUAGAGCAUUUUGUUAGCAAGCGCAAGUUGCACUCACAUAAUCAUCGUCCUCCCAUGAGUAGUAAGAAGGAACAUCAUGAAGUCACCGCUUACGGUGAUCGUCAUCUUCGUGAUAAUAACGAUUCUUGGUGGGCUCGUGUACUUAACAAGGACGACAAGAUUGAUCCAAGUGACAAGACUCCUAUCAAGGCUCUUUCUAGUCGUCUUCGGUUACUACAUAGCCGAGGAUGUUAUCUGAUGAGUCACAAUAUUGCCUUGCCUGCUCCUGCUCUAAACCAACAAGAGGUAUCGUGCAUGUCUUCGGCUAGCAAAGCAUUGAGUACAUUUGUAAUUGAGGCUGUUUACCAUGAAGGAUUGGAAGGGAAACCCAAGAUCUCUUACAGCGUCCCAAGUUUUUUCGAGAAAUUGAAUGAAGUACAUGACAUUAUGGCCAACUUCCCCAAUGUGAUGCACGAUCGUCUUGCGACUGUUCCUUUGGCAGAGGCUGCCAAAAGUAAAAAUGGAGGCAGUCAACGGUCUACGCCUCUCGGUUAUCUGUUACGAGCCAGAAAUACUCUUAUCUGGGAUGAACUUUCUGGUCGAUCUGUCUAUAUGAUUUUCAACCUUGUCAUCCAACGAUUGGUUCUAUUUAAUUUUGUAGCGUACGGGAUCUUACUUGGAUUCAAGUGCUUUGCCCAAAAGCGUCAGAUUCAGUGGUCCGCUUCCAACUGGUCUUCCAACGAAGGAACUAUGUGGUCUGUACAUGAAUCUAAUGAUCAUCGGGACGUUGUUCACGGCAAUUCUCUUGAAUACUUUUUGGCUGGAUCCAUUUUGUACACCAUUGGAUUGAGUUUAUUGCCAUCUCAUACUCAAAACAUGGCUGAUCUUCUUCCUUGUAUCUAUCUUUGUAUUGGCGCAACUGUGUUGAAUAUUGAAAGCCUUACCAAUCGGCUGGGCCGAGCAAGGCUUUUGGUUUUUCUUGCCGUGUUUGGACUCGCAGCUCACAGUUUCUUGUCUCUGUCACCGCUUGCCUAUGGAACCACCCCGUGGACGCAGGAUGAUUGCAGGGCUUCAGGACUCAAAUCACUAGAUUGUCUGCGUUUUCCUAGUAUGACACAGAUUGGGUCGGAGAUCGACAGUGAUUCAACUCAGAAACGCGUCGUGUUGGUGGAUGUACCUGGCCAAAGGUAUCCAUUUGAUUAUGUCCUUGGCGAAGAAUUCGAUGCGGACAAAUCGAUUCAUGAGCUCCGGAGCCAAAGAUAUACCCAGGAAGCAGAGCAGGCGACUGGAGUUCAGCGCUACCAUCGGGCUACACAGACUGUUGGAUACACUCAAGAGCAAAAUGAUGAAUGGGCGGACAAGAUUAACAAGGCGGGACUUGCGCGGGUAGAGGCAGAAAUAAAGAAGCAAAAUGAAAAGAAGAAAGUUGAGACAGAGAAGGCAGCCAAGGAAGCACUCAAGGCAGAAGCUGAGAAAGGAACCAAAAACCCAGCCGAAGAUUCAGGGAAAGCUUCAGUGGCAGAAGUACAAGCAGAAGCAAAGGCAAAGGCAAAGGCAGAAGCAACAAAAGAAUCACAUGCUCAAGAAGUAAAAGAACAAGUCCAAGAGGUUGAAAUUAAGAAUUAA